Stylonychia lemnae is the source of this 1116-nucleotide messenger RNA. NCBI's taxonomy places the organism in Eukaryota, Ciliophora, Spirotrichea, Sporadotrichida, Oxytrichidae. The record is from the annotation of a GenBank genome assembly.
AUGUUUAAUAAUUCUUUUGGAGGUUUCAUUGCUCAUAGUGAUACUGAAAUUAAUACAAUCAAAAUUUAAUCGGUUACUGUUAAAAAUUUGGAAAAUGCUUAAAUUUGCGGUGUUUUUUGUUUCACUCCAUUCUCUGGUGAACUUCACAUUACUUCUUCAAGCAAAUACCAGAAAACUGAAUUCUCAAAUUUUUAUUCCUUGAGUGAAUCGUAAUUUAUGAAAUUCAAUUCAAGCUAAAUAUCUGCUAUUACAAAUGUUUAUCUCGAAAAUAUUACCAUUGACUGCUAAAAUAAGGAUAAGCCUGAUUAGACAUCCAAUAUAUUUAUAUAAAACAGCGAGGGAAUAAUAAGAAUAUUAGAAAAAGCUCAGCUUUUUACAAAAAACUCAUUUUUCGGAAAUUGUUACAAAUAAUAAAGUGGAUCAAUGAUUUCAAUAUCUACUAAUUUGUAUGAAGAUUAUGGAUCAAUUUUUUAAAAUAUUAAUGGAGCAUAUGGUGGCAUAGUUUCAUGCUAUGGAUGUUUAAUAAAAAUGAAAAAUACUACAAUGAUUAAUAUAAAUGCAAUCAGUGGAGGCUCAAUUGCAAUAACUGGAUUUUGCGAUAUACUAUUAGAUGCAAUUUCAGUUCAUAACCUUUCAGUUUAUAGUAAGGGUGGAUUUCUAUUUGAUCAAUAGUAUUAAUCAGAUGCUGGAAACUUGACUAAGACGCAUAUAAUUUUGAAAAAUAGUCAAUAGAUAUAUGAUAUUGAAGCUAAUGAAGGUGGAUUAUUCUAUCUAUUUUAAACUUCUUCAUCUCUCUUGAUCUAAAAUGUCCUGAUAUAAAAUGUUACAAUCCAGAGAGUAAAGCUUAUUUUGUACUUUAAAAUUCAGCUAGCAUAAAUUUUUACAGCAGUAUAAUAGAAAAUUGUGGUAAUUAAAAUCUAGGAGGAGUAUUUUCAAUUUAAAAGACUAAAUUUAAUGACAUAGGGUCUAUCUUUAAAUACAAUUCAGGUCAAUAUGGAGGAGUUAUAAAUGCUUAAGAAAGAACAAUGCUACAAUGUCAGCAGGAGUAUUAUUUUUAGCAACUUAAGGUAGCCUAACAAUCUAUGGGAGUACAUUUUACUAAAAUUAAGCUGUUGA